AAGGACACUGAAAUCCAAGAAAAAGAUAAUGUAAUCCAAGAGAAGAAUAAAAUAAUUCAAGAAAUGGUAGAUUUACUUCAAGUAAGGGAUAACUUAAUUCAAGAACAGAAGAAUGAAAUUCAGACUAUUGUUAAGAAACUUAAACAACAGGAUAAAGAAAUUCAGAAGAUUCAAGAGAAGGAUAGAAUAAUCAAAGAGAAGAAUGGCCUAAUUCAAGAAAAGUGUAACAAUAUUCAAGAUCUUGUUAAGAAGAUUCAUGAACAGGAUAUAACAAUUCAAGCGAAAGAUUACAAUAUUCAAGUAAUUGCUCAGGAAUAUAACAGAUUUCAAAAAUUUGUUGAAGAGAAGGGUAAAAAUAUUCAAAAAAUUUCUGAGGAGAAGGAUAAAAAAAUUCAAAAAACUGUUGAGGAGAAGGAUAAAGAAAUUCAAGAAAAAGAUAAAGCGAUU
Molecule: messenger RNA, 447 nt
Organism: Rhizophagus irregularis DAOM 181602=DAOM 197198
Lineage: Eukaryota; Fungi; Glomeromycota; Glomeromycetes; Glomerales; Glomeraceae
Source: RefSeq, a predicted model, not a curated record